Molecule: messenger RNA, 1478 nt
Organism: Selaginella moellendorffii
Lineage: Eukaryota; Viridiplantae; Streptophyta; Lycopodiopsida; Selaginellales; Selaginellaceae
Product: UDP-N-acetylglucosamine--dolichyl-phosphate N-acetylglucosaminephosphotransferase
Exons: 10
Coding region: 40-1284 (414 amino acids)
Biological process (GO): dolichol-linked oligosaccharide biosynthetic process; protein N-linked glycosylation
Cellular component (GO): membrane
Molecular function (GO): UDP-N-acetylglucosamine-dolichyl-phosphate N-acetylglucosaminephosphotransferase activity
Source: RefSeq, a predicted model, not a curated record
AUUUUUCUCUGAGGGAAAUAUUUAGGGUUCUAGGUGGCUAUGGCGGAUGUGAGGAGACGGCGGGGCUUCCCAGCUUCCGCCAAUGACAAGGGAUUGGCGGCUCCAGCGGCAUCUCCUCCCACGCCAAGGUACACAGCAACAUUGAUCUUUGGAUCGGUAUGCCUCGCCGCCUACAUCGCGCUCUUUGCUCGUCACGCGCGCGAUCUGGAUGCGGAGCUCUGCCGAUCGAUCGCGAUCAGCUUCUGUAUGAGCGUCGGCGCCUUCUUCGCAGUAAUCCGGCUCGUUCCAGUCGUCGCGCGCUACGUACUGAAAAGGAACAUGUUUGGAUACGACAUCAACAAGAAAGGCUCUCCGGCUGGAUCAAUCCAAGUGCCCGAGUCGCUCGGGAUUGUUACUGGGUUCGUGUUCGUCGUCGUCACGAUCCUCUUCCAGAUUUUUUGUUUCAGCCCAGACUCCGCUUGGCUGCUGGAGUACAAUGCGGCACUCACAUCUAUACUAUUUAUGAUUCUUCUCGGCUUUGUGGACGACGUCCUCGACAUCCCAUGGCGCGUGAAACUUUUACUUCCUUCGUUCGCUGCUCUUCCCCUACUGAUGGCAUACGCGGGGCACACGACAAUUGUUAUUCCGAAACCUCUUCGAGCCUACCUCGAAAUGGAGGUGCUCGACUUGGGUGUGUUAUACAAAGUUUACAUGGGCCUGUUAGCCGUGUUUUGUACCAACGCUGUCAACAUUCUCGCCGGCGUGAAUGGACUGGAAGUUGGACAAACUCUUGUGAUAUCUUCUGCGAUUUUGAUUCACAACAUGAUGCAAAUCGUGAGUAGCUCAGACGCUGAUUACCAGCAAGCACACGCCUUCUCAAUUUAUCUCACACAACCACUCGUUGGAGCGUCGCUUGGGCUGCUUUGUUAUAACUGGUAUCCAUCAUCGGUCUUUGUUGGAGACACUUACACGUAUUUUGCCGGGAUGACAAUGGCUGUCGCGGGCAUCCUCGGCCAUUUUAGCGAGACGCUUUUGCUUUUCUUCUUACCACAGAUUAUUAACUUUGUUUACUCCAUUCCACAGCUCUUCAAAUGGGUGCCAUGUCCGAGACAUCGAUUACCAAGCUUUGAGCCGAAAACGGGGCUUUUAACCGGCAGUAAGGAUAUGAAUCUGGUUAACUUGUUCUUGAGAUGGUUUGGAAGAUGCACUGAGCGGCAACUGUGUAUCCGGCUGCUGAUUUUCCAGGGACUGUGUUCUGGAUUUUGUUUCCUCUUGAGAUUUUUAAUGGCAGGCUGGUAUAAAUGAUAAGAAAUACCGGCUCAGAUUGAUUACAGAUCUCUAACUAAGUAUCGAAUAUGAAGAUUUUUGGAAGUAUCAUUUUCGAAAAGCUAGUUUCUCAUGUUGAUGAUACACCUGAGUUCGAAGCAAAAUGACGAAAAUACAAAAAUGAUAAAGAAAUCAGUCGAAAAGAAUGCAAAUCACUCCAUUCCAGUCUGAAA